GAGAAGGAAUAAAGAUCGAAAGGUGACAAAGUGGAACAACUUUCCAAUAAUUUUCUCGGACUAACGCAGAUUAAACUACACGAACUUUGCCGUCACCUGACUGAAACUCGAACUCCGUGUGUAUUUUACAUUAUUAUUUUUUUUUAAGAUCACCAAAAGGACCACCAUGAUCAAGCUGUGCCUCGUGCUGAUUUUGUCUGCCUCCGUCUUUUCAGAAUCGGUGAGGGAGACGGAGACAUGGAUGCCCAUGAAGACCACGCAGUCAGUCGUGUCGACGAUGGGGGGCGACCUCGUGUCUUCAGGCGAUGCCCAGAACGGCUCAGACUUUGGCUUCACAGAUGACACUGAUGAUGAUAAUGAUUAUUAUAAUGAUGGUGGUGAUGAUGAUGAUGAUGGUUACUAUGAUGAUGAUGAUUACACUGACUCUUCUGGAUCCGGUGAUGGAGCAACAACAGUGUCAACCAGAAAGGACCACGUCAAUCCAACAGAUAUGCCUGAUGUCAAUGAUAACAAGAUCCCUGAGGCAGAACAGCCAGUGCGACCAACAGUCAAUGAGGUGGACAUCGUCCAGAAGAGCAACGAAAUCCCGCUACCAAGGAGUGAGAACCAACCUGAGGAGUACCCAGCCAACGUCCUGAUGGCCCACGCCAGCGACGACAGCAUCUUCAACAAGACUGAAGUCCUCGCAGCUCUGAUUGCAGGCGGCGCCGUCGGCCUGAUGUUCGCCAUUCUUCUUAUCCUGCUGCUCAUCUACCGCAUGAAGAAGAAGGACGAGGGCAGCUACGAUUUGGGGAAGAAGCCCAUCUACAAGAAGGCUCCCACCACUGAGAUCUACGCAUAGACCUUGACCCCGCCCCCUACACGUCACCAAAAAACAAAACACCCAAUCAAGGGGCCGCCGCCUGGCCUCGCCGUGCCUCAUCAUCACAGUCAUCGUACCUCUUUUCCUCACUUCAGUCUGACCGCACAGCCGAGUCAAUGUAACGACCAAUGAGGAGAAGACCCCCCCACCCCAAAAAAAAAAAAAUGCAAUAGACCGACUCCACCUCCCUGACACAUACUAAUAAUAUUGGUGCUCUGUUAACCAGUCGGAGGCUUUGUUUGGCCCCUUUUGGUUUUGUCAAAUAAGGAAAUGAAGCGCCAGGAUGGAACUGUUCCAGCCGCACGUCAAGUGUGGAUUUUAGUGACAAUUUCAUAUUUUAAUCCCCACGUCAAGAGAAA
This is a messenger RNA of Thalassophryne amazonica, 1221 nucleotides long. It is a transcript of the gene sdc4, whose product is annotated as syndecan 4. Gene Ontology annotation, cellular component: cell surface; membrane. Gene Ontology annotation, biological process: cell migration. Bases 167 to 841 code for a protein of 224 amino acids. The transcript has 5 exons. The record is from RefSeq and is a predicted model, not a curated record. NCBI's taxonomy places the organism in Eukaryota, Metazoa, Chordata, Actinopteri, Batrachoidiformes, Batrachoididae.